AUGUUCGAAGACCUCCCCGACAUCGGUACUGAAGAAGCUUUCGCGAACUUCAUCCGCCAAAACCUGAUCACACCGCCAUCAAACGAGAUCGAAGGUCCCUAUGGAAUCACACCUUACGUCUAUGCCGAUUGGACAGCCUCAGGACAGAGCUUGAAAUGUAUCGAAGAGUAUAUCAGGGAUGAGGUUCUUCCGUGGUAUGGGAAUACGCAUACGGAAGCGUCGUUUUCGGGGCAACAGAUGGGCGCGUUUCGCGAACAAGCGAGGACUAUGGUCAAAACCGCCUGUAACGCCAACGAAUCGGACGUCUGUAUUUUCACGGGUUCCGGAGCCACAGCGGCGAUCCAGAAGCUGGUUGAUAUCCUCGAAAUACGCCUUGCACCCGGACAGGAGAAUAAGGUUAGGCGGGACGCGCUUCCCGAUAGCGAGCGACCUGUUGUCUUGAUCGGGCCGUGGGAACAUCAUUCCAACAUCCUCGUCUGGAGGGAGACAAUAGCGAGGAUCAUCGAAGUCCCUGCUUGUCCCAUCACAGGCGCAUUCUCUUACGACAACUUCAUACCCAUCCUCGAAACCUUAAACUCCCAGGCCCGCCAUCCGCUGCUCAUAGGAACAUUCUCAGCAGCAUCCAACGUCACGGGCAUAACACUCGACAUGCGGAAAGUAGCAAGGAUCAUGCAUACAUAUGGAGGUCUGGUUGUUUUUGACUGUGCGGCCUGGGCGAGUCAUACGCCGAUCGAUAUGAACCCCGAAGACAGUGGCCGUGGGGAAGUUCAUGGGGAUCUUGGGGAGGCGCCGGAUGCGGUGGUCUUGUCGCCGCACAAGCUGCCUGGAGGACCUGGCUGUCCCGGCGUCCUCCUAGCCAAGAAGCGGAUCUUCAAGAACGCCACUCCGAGUUGCGUUGGUGGAGGAGUCGUCGAGCAUGUUUCUCGAGAUGGUGCAAUUUGGGUCGAGGAUACUGAAACGAGGGAAGAGGCGGGAACUCCGGAUAUCGUUGGGGCUAUUCGGUGCGGGCUGGUCUUCGCGCUGGCGCGCGACGGGUGUUUCUGCGCUCAUACCUACAUGGCCGAUCUACUCGAGAUAUCCGAAGACGCAGCACGACUGAAGUCUCUUUUCAAAGUGUAUAGGGAGGGUGCGGUCAGGGUCAGCUUCCCCUGGCUUCAGUCGGAGGAGAUGGUGGAGUAUAUCAUUCAGGCGGUCGCUUGGAUCUCGGAAAGGGGAUGGCGGUUUCUACCGGAUUAUCAGGUCGAUUGCCGGACGGGAAAGUGGACCCAUAGAAAACGCCUUCGCGACAUCAAAAAGCUUUCAGUGUGCGAUCUCUUUGUGCGUCGCGCUAGUCCGCUGAAACGCCAAUGCGCAUCGGACCCUCAUUGGACGGAGGUGGUUCAACGAUUGGAGACUCAUCUUUCGAGGCAGGCGGGCACACCCAUGUCGGAUUUGCUUUUAGAGGAACGAGCGAGAGAGAAAAGUCACAGAGCUGAAGAGUUCCGGUCCUUUGCCACUCCCUUCGAAGCCACUCAGCUAAGAGCCUCAGGCAUUGAUCGCGCCCUCUCACACGAUCGUAUGGAGGAUGCGACAGCUUGGAGUGGAUUCUUGUCCACCUUGCCGAAGAAACGACAUCCAGUACCAGAUGCAGGGCUAGAUACCUUUGCCAAUCCGGAUGUGACACGCAAAUCGGAUGCUUGGUCCGAUUCCGAUACGACGAGUAAGCCCGUGAAGAAACCAAACGCGCCGGUGCCCACGCCCGACCAUCCUCGUCGUCGUUGGUACAGCAGAUUCCUUCCCAAGCGAAGAUCGUCGAAAGCGAAAAUCGACACGCCUCCGUAG
Filobasidium floriforme is the source of this 1821-nucleotide messenger RNA. Its product is annotated as pyridoxal phosphate-dependent transferase. NCBI's taxonomy places the organism in Eukaryota, Fungi, Basidiomycota, Tremellomycetes, Filobasidiales, Filobasidiaceae. The transcript is spliced from 9 exons. The record is from RefSeq and is a predicted model, not a curated record. The coding region runs from base 1 to 1821 and encodes 606 amino acids.